This is a messenger RNA of Penicillium daleae, 1560 nucleotides long. RefSeq names its product F-box domain protein. Bases 1 to 1560 code for a protein of 519 amino acids. The transcript has a single exon. Lineage: Eukaryota; Fungi; Ascomycota; Eurotiomycetes; Eurotiales; Aspergillaceae. Gene Ontology annotation, molecular function: protein binding. The record is from RefSeq and is a predicted model, not a curated record.
AUGUUUGAUUCGAAGGGGAAUUCAUCCCCCAUCAUUGACUGGACGACACUCCCUCCGGAAAUCUUCGAGAUAAUCAUCACAUAUCUGGAUCUGGACGAGGUCAAAGCUCUUCGUCUAACAGCCCGAAAGUUCGCAGAGAAGUGCAUCGGACCCCGCUUUUUAGUAUCCAUUGAACAACCAACUCUCGAUGUAUCUUUGCAUAAUCUUCGUUCUCUUUACGCCUUGGCCUGCAAUCCCGCCCUCAGCAACAAGAUCUAUUCUCUGACCCUCUUGGCCACAAACCUCGAUUCAUCCGAACUGGAGAAAAAUGUGAAGUCAGGAAAAUACACUGUACACACAGCCAGAGGGCCUUUUUUCGAGGCCGUCACAACCCCUUAUACUCCGGAGGAACUCUCAAGCGCCAAAUCCGAUCUGGACUGGUUUGAAGAACAGCGAAAAGCCAGAGCCAAUGAGUCAUCGGAAGAAAUGCUGGAGCUUCUUCAACUCUUGCUCAAAGGAUUUGGCAAGUUGGAUUCUAUACACUUAGAUGGUGCGUUCAUCCGCGGACGUGAGCAAAGGGUAUCGACCUCGCAGGGGAAGUGGUAUCCUCUCUGGAUGCGAGCCUCAAGCAUCUUCUCUUUGGUUGUGACGGCUUUGGCACAAAGCGGGGUAUCAGUGAAGAAAUUCAAUGCAUAUCGCCAAACUCCCAGGUGCUGCAUUCCAUCUGGUCAUAUCACCACCUACGCAUCUGAUCUCGACUCAGAACAGCUAGGGAUUGUGGUCAAGAGUCUGGAAUCACUCGAGCUAAGUAUGUCCGUGGAGGUACAGAGCGCGCUUAACUCUACCGACACCGUUGAAAAUUCCAAGCGAGAUGAAGACACAGAAAGCGAAUACGAAGACGAAACAGAGGAUCACUUGAUAUGCGAUGAUCCUGGUGAAGUACUAGAUGUUGGGACUCCGGGUAUUACGUCCCUGCUCAAACCUGCGCUCGCUCUUCGAGAGCUGGAUUUAUUCUUCCGUAAUACCCUGGAAAGAGGGAAGUUGGACAGCUACAACCGUCUGAUUGAGAGUAUGGCCCAUGAAACCCAGUUCCCACUACUUGAAAAAUGCGCAUUUUCGGGAUUCCCGGCAAAAGGGGACUCGAUUCUGCUGUUUCUCCAAAAGCAUCCCGGCCUCAGAUCUUUCACAUUGCAUGAGUGUACUUUGACCACUGGGUCAUGGACGCCGAUUUUUUCUUAUAUGAACCAAUCAAUGCCAGGGCUAGAAAAAGUCAGCUUCUCAAACCUGUAUGAAAAGUUCAUUCAGGAUCCGAAACUUGAAGAGCAAGAGGAAGAGGGCAGUCCACAGCAAAUAUAUGGAAUGGUGAAUCUGCACCCAAUUUGGGACACUGAUCGACCGCGGCUUUGGGACAGCUUCACGACGACUCAAGGCAGGGAAGUGCACACUCGGAACUUCAACCACGAGGAAUUGAAGAAAGGGCUUAUGUUUCGGCCAGUAGUUAAGAGGCGUGGACGAUCUAAGAGCUCUCCGGAGGUUAUGCGGUGGGUGAAUUCCCGGAGAGCACUUUAUGGACCUCCAUAG